This is a messenger RNA of Pseudozyma flocculosa PF-1, 1611 nucleotides long. RefSeq lists its product as uncharacterized. Gene Ontology annotation, cellular component: checkpoint clamp complex. Bases 1 to 1611 code for a protein of 536 amino acids. NCBI's taxonomy places the organism in Eukaryota, Fungi, Basidiomycota, Ustilaginomycetes, Ustilaginales, Ustilaginaceae. The transcript is spliced from 5 exons. Gene Ontology annotation, biological process: DNA repair; DNA damage checkpoint signaling. The record is from RefSeq and is a predicted model, not a curated record.
AUGCCUUCUGCAGCGCAGCACCAGCACCCAGAGCCACUCUUCACGGCUCAGCUGGCCGAUGUUAGCACCCUUGCCACCCUGCUGCGCUCCGUCGCCCUCUGUCCACACGCCAUCGUCACCGCUUCCGAAGAUGGCCUCGAAGUCGUCACCGAGCUCAACCGCACAAUACAGGCCCAUGCCUACCUCUACGCCGACAUCUUUGACCAGUACCAUUUUAUCCCGCCCCCAAAGCGGCCGCGCCACCGACAUUCAGAUGACGCCAACCGGUCCCCAAAGCGCCCAAAACGUCGAUCCGACCUCGCCCCGUCAUCGCAGAGCUCUUCGUCGCCGUCACCUUCCUCGCCAGCGUCGUCGCACGAGGUCGACGAGCUGCAACUUCGCACAGGCCUGACAGCAAGAGGAGCCGGCAACGGCCAUGGCAACGCUCGCAACGCUCGCAACGCUCGCAACGACGAUCAAGACAACGACGAAGACGACGACGACGACGAACCGCCCUCGGUCUCGUUCGAAGUCAACCUCCAGACAUGGCUCUCCUGCCUCGACAUUUUUGGCGGCGCCCAUCCCUCCCGCCCGCAUCCGGGAGGCAGUGGAGGCAGCACCGGCUCCAGCCUACGAGCUGCCACCAACUUUGGAACCGGCGGCAGCGGCGGCGGUGUUUCCUCUUCGUUUCGACGUCACCGCGACCGCGAUCGCGCCGAGGAUGACGGCUACGACACGCCGCAAGGCCCCUCGGCGGCAGCGCAGGGCGGGGCGGCAGCGACGACGUCAAUGAAGCUGAGCUACGAGGGCACUGGACACCCGCUGGCUCUCGAGCUAUGGCAAGAUCCCAGCAAGGCGUCGACGGCGGCGGCGGCGACGGUCAAGACGCGCUGCGAGAUUGCGACUUACGACGCCACCUUCCUCACCGACCUCUCGUUUGACCCUCAAUACCUCACCGGACAGGUCAUCCUUCCAUCCCACGUCCUCCAUACGGCCUUCGGGGAGCUCGAACAUAGCUGCAGCAGACUCGGCAUCUUUGUUCAGCCGCCACCAUCGGCGUCGCAGCAGCAGCAGCAGCAGCAGGCAUCGGCAACGACAUCGGUGCGAUCGACGACGGCCCCGGGAGCGGGUAAGCUGCACUUGCGUGCUGUAGGUGAUACGGGCGAGAGCGAGAUGGAGUUCCCCUACACGCCAUCAACAUCAUCAAGUGCCACCACCACCACCUCGUUCUCGAACGCACCCGGCGCCGGAGGCUCGUCCUUGUCAUCAAUGACAACAACGACGACGACUGUGAUGGAAAAGUUUCUGUGCACUUCGUCAAGUCGGUUGUGGUGGUACGCCUUUAACCUCGUGGGCAAAGUCAUGGGCUGUCUCAAGAGCUCGGUCAAGACCAGCCUUCGAAUCGACCAGGAAGGUCUCUGCAGCUUCCAGUUCAUGAUUCUCCUCCAGCCCCUUCCGAACACCGCCACCGGUGGCGGCGGCACGGGGACGGGAAGGUCGUCAGUCACACCUGCCCCGCCACCUGCACUACCGCUGGCAUCGAGAGGACGACAUCAGCAUCAAGGGGAGAGGGAAAACGAGUAUGCCUUCGUCGAGGUCCUGUGUGUCCCUCUGGACGAUACCCUUCUCUGA